ACGGGACCUCCAUUUAACGUCCUAUCCGAGGGACGGCCUAAGCUAGGUACUCAUUUUCACCUGAGUUAAAGUUGAGUUCUGAACUGACGUCUUAAAACCAUGGAGUACGACAAGGACGGUUUUAAGGUGGAGACGAUCAAAAGACGGAGGAAUGAUUUCUUCUGGGUCGGUGUUCUGGCAUUUAUUUUUCUAGUCGUCGGUUUGGCUGUGGUGGUGACGCUGUUCCUGUUGCCGGCGGCACCCCUGGUUCUACCUGACGCCAUGCCGACAGGUGUGCCGACAGUUCCCCAUUCCCCGGAUGUCAGCCCUCUAGUCUACUACAGUGUCGGGAGCCAUGACGCCAUGGAGGUCACGUGGUCACACGCAGUCAACAGCCAGGAGCUACUAGCCGAGGCAGUCGCUGGCGACACCCAUAUGCUGGAGACUGACGUCACCCUCCGUGGGUUCGGCACGCCUGCGCAGACGGAUGUUCCAGUGGCAGCCCACCCUCCCGUGGUGGACAGUGACGUCACGGUGGAAGAGUGGGUGGAAGUUGUGCUGAAGACGGACAAGGGCAUCAAGCUGGAUUUCAAGUCACUGGAAGCAGUAGCUCCAACCCUAAGGAUACUACACAGCCACAGACACCACAUCACCCGUCCCCUGUGGCUGAACGCUGAUAUCAUGCCGGGUCCUAAUGCCGGACAGGGGGAGUACGAAACGUUCGUCCCUGCAGCAGAGUUUCUCUCAACAGUAAACCAGCAUUUCCCAAACUGCACGCUAUCGCUCGGAUGGGAAACCGGCUUCUAUCACGACCGAGAGAACGAGGGGUACACGCGGGAGAUGGUGGAAGAGAUGCACGCCGUUACUAAGGACUUACGUCAGCCUGUGACGUUUCCCAUCAGGGCCUCUCUGAUUGGACAGUCGCUGGUAAAUUUGAAAUGGCUGCUGGACCAAUCAGAGAGGUAUUCCCUGACAUUGUGGACAUCUUUUGGCGACGCGCACAGACUGUAUGACGUCAUCCGUCUGCGUCACGCCGUCUCAUCGUCACGGAUAUAUUACGACCUCCCCAAACAGCAACUGGAAGAUUUGAAAGAAGCCCUGAAAACCAACGUGACCGGCCUCAACCCUCUGUUCUUCUUCCCAAUGGCACGCCGGGACGGCCUCCUACUCACGUGGUUAGGAAGGACCAAUAGCAGAGCAGCACUGCAGGAAGCCAUUUUCGCUAAAUCCAACAUAGUGGAAGGGGACAUCAUCCUCCGAGGUCACGGGACCGAACGUCAGACCAACGAGCCAAUCAUGGCGCGUCCUCCCGUCAACGACAGUCACGUCACAUUCGAAGAGUGGUUCGAAACCAUCAUGGCGGCCGAGCAUGACGUAGUGCCGAAACUGGACCUCUGGAGCGCAGACGCAGUAGUACCGGUGAUGAACAUCAUCAAGAACCACGCCUCGCACAUCGAUUUCCCCACCAUUGUCAGCUGCCGUCCGCUUGGAACCCCAAACAGCCAACCCGAACCCCUGGACCCCCACUUGGUCUACCCUACCAUCUACAACUUCUUCCCGCCAGGCGUCAGCUCUGCCGUCUCAUUUGUCAACGUUACCCCGGCAACCGGCAUCCCACAGAAGUUAGCUGAAGAUGCGCAUGCGCUAGCACGUGACAUGCUACGCGAACCAAUCAGCUUCACCCUCAGAGCUGAUGUCAUCGAGACGUCACUACCUGCCGUAAAAUGGCUGCUCGGUCAGUCCCAUGCCUAUAGCUUAACUGUGGCGUCGCAAAAUCCGAUCUCUCCCGUCAUUCGGAGCGAAUUCGACUGGGGGAAGCUGAUCUACGAUGGUCCAAGAGAUGUAGUUGACGCGUUGAGAGAAGGCGCAGGAACGGGAGGCGGUUUGGUCAACUUUUUUCAGUCGACCUACCAGCUGUACGGGCGGGACGGGCUGGACAUCCGCUGGGCUCACAGCGUCAACACCUUCCCGGCGUACCACCAACAAGCUAUGCAUGGUCGUCCUAUUCUGAUGGUGGAAGCUGACGUCAACAUCCGGGACGACAACGUUCCCGUCAUGUCUCACCACAGGGCCGGAAACGGAAGUGACGCGUACACGCUGGAGGACUGGCUCCGGCUGACUCCCUAUUUUGGUAUCAUGCUGGAGUUUCACAGCGUGGAGGCUCUAGUUCCAUCCCUACAGGUACUAAAGAGUAGAGGCAGUGACAUCAGACGGCCCGUGAUGCUGAAGGGAGAGAUACCCGGGUUGUUCACCAGGGAGACAUUCAUCGACCCGAUCUUAGACACAUACCCACACGUCUCCAUCGUUAACUGCUUCAAAAAUUGA
This is a messenger RNA of Branchiostoma floridae (Florida lancelet), 2304 nucleotides long. Its product is annotated as protein FAM151A-like. Bases 100 to 2304 code for a protein of 734 amino acids. The transcript is spliced from 13 exons. The record is from RefSeq and is a predicted model, not a curated record. Lineage: Eukaryota; Metazoa; Chordata; Leptocardii; Amphioxiformes; Branchiostomatidae.